Molecule: messenger RNA, 1842 nt
Organism: Rhopilema esculentum
Lineage: Eukaryota; Metazoa; Cnidaria; Scyphozoa; Rhizostomeae; Rhizostomatidae
Product: type-1 angiotensin II receptor-associated protein
Biological process (GO): angiotensin-activated signaling pathway
Cellular component (GO): plasma membrane
Source: RefSeq, a predicted model, not a curated record
GUUUUCAUUGUUCUUUUUCAUUUCUGAACAGUCCGUGACUUUCAGUUUCAUUGGUGGUUCCACUAUACUCUGCAAUCCUUAAAAGAAAACAAAGUUCUGGAUAUCAGUAAACACACUGAACAAAAUGCUGCAAAGUCUUCCAACUGUGCCUAUCAAGUACUUUUUGAUUUCACAUUUCAUCCUGGUUACAUGGGCAGCCCUUUACCUAUGGAUGGGAGAGUGCUACAUAUAUUCAAACUAUCUAGUACUGAUUGUGGGUCUUUGGGCAUUGAAGGAUAAGUCAUCUAAUGAGCCAAUGCAGUUUUUGUUAGGAAUACAUUUGUUCACAAUCUUGAAUGAUAUCAUACUACUUGGAAUGUAUUUUCCAAUUUUCAAUAAGGCCGGGAAUUCUGCCCGUUUCCAGUUUACUGCAGCAAUGGCCAUUAUUAAUCUGCUGUUGAAGCCAGUGAGUGGCAUAUUCAUUUUCAAAGAAUACCAGAUUAGAGGUGCCGGCGAAACAUCUUACGAGGAUCUUGGUGGCCCCGCAGGACCACCGAGUGGCAAGCAAGAAGUCGCUCCACCAUAUGCACCAUCCGGGGGCUACAUGCCACCUACCAGUGCAAACACUCCAUACAACCAAGGAAGUUACUGAGUGCAAAGACUGGCAUAUAUGGUUGUUUUUGCUACAAAGACAUUGAUCAAUAAAAUUUGAAGGGUUCCAGUGACAUUUGGGAGCUACAUUUAUUUUUUGUGGCGUUUAUGGCUAGAAUUUUGCAUUGGCACCCUAGGAUAGUACAAGAUAACAUGAUGAAUAAAUCAAACACAGCUUUUGGAUGCUCGUUCUCUAUUUACAUUAGUUUUCAACACUUCAUAAUAGUAAUAGUUUGCAAUGAUUAAUGCAAAUGGUUUUCAGCUAUCCCCUUUGAAAUAUCAAUGUGUCAAUAUUAUUUUGCACGUAUAAAAGCCUUAAGCCAAUUUCUAUUUUUCCAAAAUCGUUAUAGCUUUACAUUUGGUUGCACUGUUUGGUUAGUAGGCGAGAUUAAUGGAAUACAGACUGUUAUCAUGCUGAGCAUUUCAAGGUACUGCAAAAUACUCCACAGUUUUAUAUAACCCAACUUCCAGGGAUAUUAUAACCCAACUAGGAGAAUCCUUCGCAAUACCCUUCCCCCGUUCUUCAUCCUUUGACUCUCUGAGGCUCUGCCACCCAGGGUAGGGAUAUUAUUGCUUACCAAAUGUUACACAAUUUUCUCUACGAAUACCUAAUUUUUUGCUGAGCCUCGAUUGUCUUAAUUUUUUAUUUAAGCCUAAGAUUAUUCUUAACUUAUUCUUAAGCGACGCAAGGUCUAACUGAGUUGCAUUAUAGUGUCAAUGACUCCAAGGCUGGAUACGUCUAUUCUAAAACAAAUAGGGUGAAGCUGGCAUCUACUUUGCUUUUAAAAAAUCUCAAAUGAACAAAAAAUUCAAUCCUUGAUAAGGCUUGAGCCUUGUAUUUAUUCCCAAGUUUCAGCUGUUUUGAACCUUAAUUUUCUUAGAAACUAUACUCCCUAAUAGAAAGUGUGCAUAGAAAAGAGCGUUUUGACGUUUUGACGUUAUGAAGUGUUCUGGGCUACACCAACUCUUGACAACCACACAUAUCUAAAAAAAAUUAGUUUAGAAAAGUAAGAAAAUAAAUAGUUUUACACGGUUGUUACACACCACACUCUUCACGACUAAAAUUUGUGUUCAAUUUGAAAAAACGAUGUCUUUAUCAUUAGCUCAUUAGUGGCGAUAGCUGAAAAUCUGUAAAUCUAUUUACAUUAUGCUGGUGAAUUUUUCUAAAAUAUUUCAUGUGUGUUGUUUGUGCCUAUUCGAGUAUUUCACAAA